This is a messenger RNA of Prunus armeniaca (apricot), 1245 nucleotides long. NCBI's taxonomy places the organism in Eukaryota, Viridiplantae, Streptophyta, Magnoliopsida, Rosales, Rosaceae. The record is from the annotation of a GenBank genome assembly.
AUGGGCAUAUCGCUGCCCUCUCUCUUUUCCACCAUUUUCUUCUUCUUGAACACCAUCUUUAUUCUUCAAUCCAUAAACUCUAUCAGCAGCAGUACUGCUGGUGAUGGCUUUUCGGUUUGUCUGAUCCACCGUGACUCACCUCUAUCCCCAUCAUACAAUCGUUCCAUGACCGCCUAUGAUCGUAUACAAGCUGCUGCUUAUCGUUCUGUCUUGCGUCUUAACCACAUCCACUCUCUCACCACCACCUUUUCAUCCUCAGAACAUGAUAUCUCUUCUAGAAUAGUCCCUGAAAAUGGUGAGUACAUAGUGACUUUCUCUGUGGGCACUCCCCCUACCCAAGUACAUGCCUUCAUGGACACUGGAAGUGACGCCAUUUGGGUCAAAUGCUCACAAAGCUUCCCCGUCUUCAACCCUGCAAAAUCCUCCUCUUACGGUCACUACUUGUGUGAUUCCCUUCCCUGUGAGGCUCUUGGGGUAGGUAGGAGAACCUGUGCAGAGUUUCUUGACCCUUGCUACUAUAGGGUGAUAUAUGGAGAUGGUUCUACAACAGAGGGAACUCUGUCCCAUGACAAGUUUGCAUUUGAAGACCCUGAGAGGAACCUUGUGGAUGUUGGUCACUUGGAUUUUGGUUGUUCUGACUUCUCUUCAUGGCAUUUUCGUGGGAACCAAUCAGGGGCUCUCGGCCUGAGCCGGCAACCCCUGUCCUUAAUUUCUCAACUAGGCAUAAAAAAGUUCUCGUACUGCAUGGUGCUCCCGGACAAUGAGGGAUCAGGAAGCAGGAUGUAUUUUGGCUCAGAGGCAGUGAUCUCUGGUGGGCAAACUCCACUUCUGAAGGGAGUGGAUUGGUAUUACUAUGUCACUCUCAUUGGAAUUAGCAUUGGCACAACUUACACAUUACUUAGAUCAGAAGCAUAUGAUGCAUUGAUCGAGGCACUGGGGGAAGCCAUAGAUUUGCCUCAAAGGAGAGGACCAAGCGAAUGGUAUGAGUUGUGUUUUGAGGGAAGUUUUGAGGACUUGGAUUCUGCAGCACCAGAUUUGAAAUUCAUUUUUGAUGGUGCCGAAGUCAUUCUAAUGAAACAAACUACUUACAUUGAAGCAGAGAAGGGGCUUUGGUGCCUUGCCAUGGUGAGGUCCAAUGAAGAGUUGUCCAUACUUGGAAAUAUGCAACAACAGAACUAUUUUGUUGGUUAUGACCUUGAUCAAGAAGUGGUUUCUUUUGCUCCAGUUGACUGUGCUACCUUCUAG